Molecule: messenger RNA, 1009 nt
Organism: Symbiodinium necroappetens
Lineage: Eukaryota; Dinophyceae; Suessiales; Symbiodiniaceae
Source: the annotation of a GenBank genome assembly
AUGCCCAAGGUCCUGAUUGCCGACAAGCUCAGCCCGCUCGCCGUCGAGGUCUUCAAACAACGUGGCCUCGAGGUGGACUUCGAGACCUCUCUCAGCCCGGAGGAGCUGACGGCGCGGGCCGGCGACUACGACGGCAUCGCCGGCAUCGUGGUGAUGAACACCCCCUACGGCAAUGCGACCACCACGGCGGAGCACACGAUUGCCCUGAUCUUCGCGCUGGCGCGGCAGAUCCCUACGGCCGACGCCUCGACCCAGGCCGGGAAGUGGGAGAAGUCCCGCUUCAUGGGCACUGAGCUGACCGGCAAGACGCUCGGUUUGAUCGGCUGCGGCAACAUCGGCUCGAUCGUCGCGGAGCGGGCGCUGGGCCUGCGCAUGAAGGUGGUGGCCUACGACCCCUUCCUGUCGAAGGAUCGGGCGGUCGACCUGGGCGUCGAAAAGGUGGAGCUGGACGAGCUGCUGCCCCGUGCCGAUGUGAUCACCCUGCAUGUCCCGAUGAACGAUCAGACGCGCGGAAUCAUCGACGCGGCGGCCGACCUGAAGGCGGCGCUCGAAUCCGGUCAGGUGGCCGGGGCCGCGCUCGACGUCUUCGAGAUCGAGCCGGCCAAGGAGAACGCCUUGUUCGGCCUGCCGAAUCUGGUCUGCACCCCGCAUCUCGGCGCCUCCACCACGGAAGCGCAAGAGAACGUGGCCGUGCAGAUCGCCGAGCAGAUGAGCGACUACCUGCUCAACGGUGCCGUGACCAACGCCAUCAAUAUGCCGUCCCUGACGGCCGAGGACGCCAAGCGGCUCGGCCCCUACAUGAGACUGGCUGAGGAUCUCGGGUCCUUCGCCGGUCAGCUGACGCGCACCGGCCUGCAGGCCGUCACCAUCGAGUACGAAGGGCACGUCGCCGAACUCAACACCCGUCCGCUGACCCAGGCGGCCUUGACCGGGCUGCUGCGGCCGAUGCUCGACUCCGUCAACAUGGUCAACGCGCCGGUGCUGGCUCGUCAGCGCGAUAUCGAGCUGC